AUGGCUUCUGCGACUCUUCCUGGGAUGCGCUCACCUAUGACGCCUCGCUCAAAUGCACCUUCUCCACGUCCUAAAUUUGACUCCGAUUUAUUGAAAGCCUAUGUCAAGAAGUUGCUCUCGACGACUCUUCAGGGUGCUUCUUGGCCAGAGGCGCGAGAUCGAGACCGAGUACGGGCUUGGAUGAAGGAAAUUGGUGAACGAGUAAAGGAACGGAUGAUAGAAAUUGAGCCCCGAGGCUUUAAAUAUAUCGUCCUAACACAGAUCAACGAGAACUUGGGGCAAGGCGGACGAGCAGACAUGAUAUGUCAUUGGGAGGAUUCGGACACCGUUGUGCAAGAAGUACUCGUAAAUGACUCUCUUAUCUGCAUCUGUAUCGCAUUCGCCGUGCGGACUGUAUGA
Messenger RNA from Heterobasidion irregulare TC 32-1, 399 nucleotides. RefSeq lists its product as uncharacterized. Lineage: Eukaryota; Fungi; Basidiomycota; Agaricomycetes; Russulales; Bondarzewiaceae. The transcript has 5 exons. Gene Ontology annotation, molecular function: dynein intermediate chain binding. Bases 1 to 399 code for a protein of 132 amino acids. The record is from RefSeq and is a predicted model, not a curated record. Gene Ontology annotation, cellular component: cytoplasmic dynein complex; cytoplasm. Gene Ontology annotation, biological process: microtubule-based movement.